Molecule: messenger RNA, 621 nt
Organism: Cooperia oncophora
Lineage: Eukaryota; Metazoa; Nematoda; Chromadorea; Rhabditida; Trichostrongylidae
Source: the annotation of a GenBank genome assembly
AUGUCUACGGUCAGGUCAAUUGACGAUAUUCAAAAGGAACGACAAGCGGAAGUGCAGAUGGAGUUGGAGCGUCGAGAAAAAGACGACCAAAAAACAUUUGCUUCUGUAAAGGCGCCGGAUCCCAAUGAGAAGGACGAACAGCUGAGUGAAAAAAGUAACCGAAUACAAGAACUCAAAGAUCUAAACAUUCAACUGCAAUUUCCUUCCAGUUGUGCAACUUUUAUAGAAACUCAUACUGAGCAACUGCAAGCGUUGCUGGAAAAGAUAAUGACCGAAUAUGAACUGAGUAGAAAAGAUAAAGAAAAACGAAAGGAACCCAACGAGAUUUUCGAAAGAAACAUUGCAAAUAUAUCUAGAUUCGUUGUUAAUUUAUUGAAUUGCCAACUGGAGACUGAAAAGGAGCAAGCUGUAAAAGAAAGCGAGCAACUACGCGGAGAGAUCUCACGACUCAGGCAGAAAACUGGUGUUGAAUGCUGCAUUUGUCUAGAGAAAAAGCCAUGCGUUGUAUUCAUGCCGUGCCGCCAUAUGGUCAUCUGUGAUAGUUGCCAUGCUCUGUCAACGUUCACUCAAUGUCCAUUGUGCCGCGCUCAAGUCUGUGACUCAAUAAAAGUCUUCUCAUGA